Molecule: messenger RNA, 1253 nt
Organism: Toxotes jaculatrix (banded archerfish)
Lineage: Eukaryota; Metazoa; Chordata; Actinopteri; Toxotidae
Gene: c5h15orf61
Product: chromosome 5 C15orf61 homolog
Exons: 2
Coding region: 376-846 (156 amino acids)
Source: RefSeq, a predicted model, not a curated record
UCAGAGCAAGAAGCAUAACAUUGCUGCAGCGGAGGAGAGCCGCUCUUUGCACAGGUGUCCUAGCUGGUUAAUGUGAAUUGUUCGUGUGUGUUCAACAUGUGUAUAGGUCUGUGUACAGGAAUGUUUUGCACAGGGUAACUUUUGUUAAGCUAACAAACAGGGGCGGCAUUAGCUCGUUUGCUAAGCUUAGCUCAGGUUAGUUUCUCGUGUAAGUUGUCCAGUGUGCAGCAUCAUGGUUUAUUUUCCUCUGCUUUGAAGGGCGUGUUGUGCUUCUGCUGAUUUAAGCUUCAUUUAAGGUUCAUUUAAUCGAUGGCUCGUCAGAGAGUCAUUUUAACGCAGUCCGAGUGGAAAAAGUAGCGCGUCGUUCCGAAAGUCAUGAAGGAGUUUUUGAGGAAGAUACACAGCGUCUUCCUAAAGGUCGCCCUGUUUCCAAGCACAUUUGGCAGGACUGGCCCGCGGCCAGCUGCCUCGGAGGUGCUGACCUGUCACCUGCUGCAGCGUAAACUCCCGCCGUGGACUUCAUACUGUGUCCGCUACAGCUCGGUCCACAAUGACCAGUUUGGACUGUCCAACUUUAACUGGAGAGUUCAGGGAUCCAAUUACCACAUACUGAGAACAGGCUGCUUCCCCUUUAUAAAAUAUCACUGUACCAAAGCACCUCCACAGAACCUGGACUUUGAGGACAAGUUUUUCACCAUGUUGAAAGUGAUUAAUCUGGGCAUCCCUUGUUUGGCCUAUGGCAUUGGUUGCUGGAUGGUGGUGGGAGCUGCAGAAACAGUGCAGACAAGUGUCGGACCUGUCACAGUCUAUUUCGCCUACAAGGAAGAAGAAGGCGCACAGUAUUAAACCUUGUUUUGACUGCAUCUUCAAGAGAGUAUUAGCCACAAAGCUGCUGUAUUUACAACAUCUCCCCAGGUCAUGUUCUGUGGACAAACGUGCCACCCUGUGUCACUACUGCUCCCAUUGUGUGACAGUACAGGUUCAUUUGUGUUUAAUUAUUAAAGAUUUAAAGUUGCAAUGGAGGAGUCAGUUAUGCAUGUUAUUGCACUGACAUACAAUACUGACACUGUUUAUUCAGAAAGCUGACUUUCCAUUAAAAUUUAAUUGAAAGUUUAGGAUUUCUUCAAGAAUAGACUGUUUGACACAGUGGCUUUUCCUGUGUGUUUCAUUUACAGCCUACUGUAAAUGUGGGUUUUUACUCUUGAGUUUAUUGUAAGUUUAUUUUUGCAAAAAAAUAUUAAAAUAUACCGAGC